UCAUUAGGGUCGCGGGGGCAUGCUGGAGCCUAUCCCAGCUGACUUCAGGCGACAGGCGGGGUACACCCUGCAUCACACAAAAAUACGUGAGCAUUACACAAUAUCUCUAAUGCUAAUUUACAUAAAUUUAAGACUUAUACAAUCGGAAACAUUAUGCUAAUUAGCAUAAUACAUGGUAAUUGCACAAUAAGUAACAUUAUGCUAAUUAGCAUUUAAGUGCAUGCUUGUCUCACCUCAAGACCACACCGGAUGUCUCAUGAACAAGGUCUAGUCUGCAGUUUUUUUGGCCAAGCCUAUUGUUGGUCUAAGGCAGUGGUUCUCAAUUAUUUUCUGUCAUGCCACCCCUAAGGGACAGGAAUGUUUUCACGCCCCCUUUGACCCCCCACGAUUUGAAAUACUAUUGAGAAACUGAUGAUCUGUACUGUACAGACUAAACUUGAAACAAACCAGGAAAAUGCAAGAAAAUGGAGAGCUGUGAAGCAUACUAGUGUACUCAAGAGUCAAAUUGCAUGUUGUGUAUGAUACAUUUGUACACGUUGGUAGGUCUGCCCCUUUAUUUGGAGAAGCACUGGUCUAAGGUCUGAGUCAAGUCUCAAGUAUUUGAGCUUGGGUCUAACCCCAAGUUGCAAGUCUUUCAGUAGAGUUACAUCGUGACUCUUUGGCUCUAAUCAGGAGUCGAUUUAAGUCCUGAGUCUGAAUCAGUUGAUACUGUGAAUCCAGGCCCACACUAGUACUGAAUAUACUUAGUGUAUAUACUGAGUGUACUUUUGACUUUGUGGAAUAUUUGGUUGAUUUAAGUCCUGGGUCUAGUCUGCAGUGAUUUGGUUCAAGUAUAUUCGUGGGCUCAAGUCAGGCCUGAGUCAAGUCUCAAGACUUUGAGCUCAGAUCUAAGCUCAAUUUGCAAGUCAUUUGGAUUCAGUUUAGUUUCUGAGUGAAAGAUCAAGUAAACCUUGAUUCCUUGUCCGGAGUCAGAGUCAGGACUUAAGUCUGAGUCAGUUCCCUGAAAUAAAUCCAGGCCCAGUUUCUAGUACUGGAUAUGGGUCUCAAUUUUCAAGCUUGUGUUCUUGCUUCAGUCUGAUUCCAGUCAUAGACAUCUUGUCAAUCAUGAAAAAAGUUGCAAGUCUUGCAAGGUUAUUUUGACGAGUAAUGUUUCCCUAUUGUUGUAUUUGUUACUAUUACACUAGGCGGCAGUUAUUUUUAACAACUCAGAGUAGCACCACUGAUUGUACAACACAUUCAGGUUAGGCACCUAUGAUUGUGAUUGUGCAUGACAAAUUGUGGUUUGAGGUUGACGACGCAAUAGCUGGGAUGUAAAUGUUCAACUCCUAACUAGCCCACAGGGUGAAUGAUCAAAAUGAAAUAGUCUGUUGUGUUUUUACAGUAACAAUGCUUUUAGCCCACAGUGACAAUGUAACUGCGUUAGAUUUGGGGUCUCAAAAACACAAUAUGGAAAUAAGGAAGAAAAAAAACAGCAGUAAAAGUGUGAGGUGCUGCAGGCGGUGUGAAAAGAUUAAAAGAUUACCAAUGGAAUCUGCCACAAACCAUGCUAAUAGGCUUUAAACUCAUAGAGGAAAAGUGAAUACAUAUGCGACUGGAGCCUUGAGGGACGCGAUAAAAUGUACAUGUACGUAGAAUAAGUCAAGAUAAAUAAUAAAAUAGAAAUAGAAAAUGAAACAGAAUUUCAUACGGCAUUUCUUUCACAAAGAAACAAACUGAAUGUGUUCUACUCUGACCGUUCAAAUAUUUUCUUUAUUUUGAAAUUACAAACCGGAUAUUUUCCUUUUUUGAAGUAUGGAAUUGGUUUGUUGGAAUGGCAGUGUAAUGGAACAUUGCAGGGAUGUACGUGUCAAUGUGGUUAAGGCUUUACUCUCAGUCGUAGAUUUGGAUAAGGGUAUUUAACGUAGCUCAAAUGUUUGUUGAGGUGUGUGCUUUAGCGGGGUUUUAUUUUGAAGUUCCGACUUGAAGCGGCCCGUCUACAGUUGUAUUUCGGGGAACUGAGUUAACAAUGUGUACGUGGUAGCUAUAGUCAUAACUUCUUUCUGGACCUUGCGGAGUUUUAACAGUUUUAACAUCAAAAAGACGGACUACAAGCAGUAAAAGCAACCAGGCCGGAAUUCCACGAUGGCUCCUCGUGGACAGGAGUCGGUGAAAAGAAGCGGCGGAGUUCGUGGCGGCUCGGUUCUAAACUUUCGGGGGACGGCGAGCCCGAGCUCGGUUCGUCGCAGCUCCGCUGUGCUGCCGUCGGUGCUGACGUUUCUGGUUAUCGUAGCAUCCGGAGGCCUGCUGGUAAUGAUCGAGAAAGGAAUGCUCAACGGCGUGGAGACGCCUCCACCCCGGGGGAGCAGCAAAAGGCUGAAUUUCAUCCGGCAGACGGGGCAACACGACCGUGCUGCUGUGGACGGGGAGUCCCAGAUCCUCCAGGAGAUCAGGAACCGCACCAUCAGGACCAUGUGCAACCAGAAGAACAUGCCCCACAAUGUGUGGUCCUUGCCACUCCUGCAGAGGAAGACCUUGCUGCAGCACGUGCUGGUGAACGACGAGUACCGCUUCCUCUACUGCUACGUCCCCAAGGUGGCCUGCUCCAACUGGAAAAAAGUCCUCAAGGUCCUGAGCGGGGCGCUGGAGAGCGUGGACGUCAGUGUGAAGAUGGACCACAAGAACGACCUGCUUUUUUUGUCGUCCAUGAAACCAGAGGAGAUCCGCUACCGCCUCAAGCACUACUUCAAGUUCAUGUUUGUGCGUGAGCCCAUGGAACGCCUGCUGUCCGCCUACAGGAACAAGUUCGGAGAGAUCGAGUCCUACCAGAAAAAGUACGGCGUUGAGAUCAUCAAACGCUACAGGAAGGGCCGCAAUAAUAACUCGCUGAUAACCGGAGAUGAUGUCACCUUCGCAGAGUUUGUCCGUUACUUGCUGGAUGAGGACGUGGAGCGCAUGAACGAGCACUGGAUGCCCAUGUACAACCUGUGCCAGCCUUGCGCCCUCCCCUACGACUUCAUCGGCUCCUACGAACACCUGGAAAGUGAUGCAGAGUUUGUGCUCCAACGAAUUGGGGCUCCCUCGCACGUGCGCUUUCCAGAGAGGCAGUCAUGGUACAAGCCCGUCACCUCAGAGACACUACACUAUUACCUGUGCAGCCUGCCACAGAAGCUGCUGAGGGAACUCCUUCCAAAGUACAUUCUAGACUUCUCCCUCUUCACUUAUCCCCUCCCCAACACAACUACUGAGCAUUGCCGGCAUUAAAAAAAGGCACUGUAGCAGUGUUUGUUUAACAAAACAAACAAAAAAAAAGAGAGACUAAGUUGUACUAUAUUUUUUUACUUCACGGGGACUGGACUGGGGAUGCCCCGUGACUGUGGACUGGUUUAAAACAUGCUUGUGGAUUAUUUUCAACUCAUCUUAAGUUACAGACCGUUUUAAUACACCCGAUGCAGCUUUGCUUCGCUGGUUACCAUGCCAGAAGCCUGGCUCUUUAGCGCCACCCAGAUGAUUCAGUUCACAUUCCAAUUGAGGGUAUGAUGUGCCAUCUUUGCCACAUCAUUAGAAACAUUUCAGUAGAGGCAGGGGGACCUUAAAAACAAAGUAAUGGGGAAUUGUUUUUCAACGGGAGUGAGGCUUAGUUCCUUGCUCAAUGCCACUUUGUGCUCUAAGCUUGUCCCAAAUUCCAAGGUGUCCAAAGCCAUGUCUUAAUAGACAGAGCUACUGCCACCCUUAUCAGUAAACCUAAUAUAAUCAUUUAGUGGGCUACUGUUAGGAUGUGUCGACAGUUACUUAUUAAGAUUCAGCAAGAGCUCCAUGCUCCUCAACAUGAUGGAAGACCUUAUAUGCGGAUGCCUUCAUUUGAGAUCAAUCCUGGAAGGUCACACGUCUGGAAAACAAAAAGACAAGAUAUAUUAGGUUUGGUGUGAUUUGAAAACUAAAGAAAUCCCUUAGAUGAGUCAUCUCUCAGGUUCACCACAACAAUCCUAUCACCACAUCUCAUAUCAGAAUGCGCUCAAGGCAUUAGUCAUGUGACUCACUGCUCGGGGCGUUCUGCUGUAGUUCUCGUUUUCAGGCUGUUCGUCUCGGUCUGAUGCUGACAGACCCGACCCUGAAGGUGGGACACCUGCCUCCUGUGGCCGCAGUCGCCACUGACAAGAUACAAAACAAUAUUUUAAUUUUAAGUGAGCCUUACAUUCACGUUCAUGGUUUUAUCAUUUUCCAGGGCGGCCUGGGCGUAGGGUGGGCUGUUAAUUGGAAGCAGGCUGAGCAGGAAAAAAAAGAUUAGAGUAUCACUGAAAAGGUUUUUGAAUUCAGGAGUUCAAUUCAGACACCCGUUAAAGGAUCAGGAAGUUUUUGUGGUUCAUUUGCUGAUUAGAGUGUGAACCACCAGUUGACAAUAUUCAACUUUUUGACAAUUUUUCAAAUGUUAUGACACAGUUGAUUGUGGUUUUAUUAGCCGUAAGCUAUAAUCAUCAAAAUUAUUAAGAAAUAAAAAUAUACACUCUUGAAAUAUUUUACUGUGUGUGUAGGGAAUCUAUAGAAUACAAGACUUUCACUUUUUGAAUUGAACUACUGAAAUAAAUUCAUUUAUUAUUAUAAUUUAUAUCUUUUAAUUUAUUGAGCUGCAUAACAACUUCAUUUUUAAUAAUGAUUUGGAGUUCAUGAGAAAGGGGAAAAGAAAACACAGCUGUCUUUGACCGUCAUUUUUUUUUUAAACAGCCUGUAUGCAACUCGCUCCGUAUUUUUUUAAACCAACAAAUACUUGUAUAACACCACCGCACUAUAUGUUAUCAAAAGUUGUUUAAAAGAACAGAUUGUACAAAAAAGUCCAUAUUUUUCACAAUUAAA
This is a messenger RNA of Dunckerocampus dactyliophorus (ringed pipefish), 4827 nucleotides long. RefSeq names its product carbohydrate (N-acetylgalactosamine 4-0) sulfotransferase 14 (gene chst14). Gene Ontology annotation, molecular function: sulfotransferase activity. Gene Ontology annotation, cellular component: membrane. The record is from RefSeq and is a predicted model, not a curated record. Gene Ontology annotation, biological process: dermatan sulfate proteoglycan metabolic process; carbohydrate biosynthetic process. Bases 2122 to 3240 code for a protein of 372 amino acids. Lineage: Eukaryota; Metazoa; Chordata; Actinopteri; Syngnathiformes; Syngnathidae. The transcript has 2 exons.